Molecule: messenger RNA, 1353 nt
Organism: Lathyrus sativus (Indian pea)
Lineage: Eukaryota; Viridiplantae; Streptophyta; Magnoliopsida; Fabales; Fabaceae
Source: the annotation of a GenBank genome assembly
AUGUUAUCGCUUAACAGUUCAUGUGCAUGUUGUGGUGUUUCCACAGCAACAAGAGCAUUCCAAUUUCAGUUUCGAACUUCACCUUCACUAUUUUCCUUCUCUCCCACUAAGAUUUUAAAACUUCGUUCUGGCAUCGCGAGAGCAGUUUCUGGAUUCUCCGACGAAUCCAACCCUAACGGAGAACCAAAAUCGAAUUACUCCGGCGUGCUGUUGGAAGAGAUCGUCGACGGUGGAAUCAAAUCUGGAAAACUGAGACUCGACAGUUGGAUCUCGUCUCGCAUCAAUGGAAUCAGUAGGGCUCGUGUUCAAUCGAGUAUUAAAGCGGGACUUGUUCAUGUCAAUGGCCGUGUUGUUGAUAAGGUUUCUUUCAAUGUCAGAGCUGGGGAUGAGAUCAAAUGCACAAUUGCGGAGUUGCAGCAGUUGAGAGCUGUGCCAGAAAACAUACCUUUGGAUAUAGUUUUUGAAGAUGAGCAUUUGCUAGUCAUAAAUAAACCUGCUCACAUGGUUGUGCAUCCAGCACCUGGAAAUACGUCUGGGACACUUGUCAAUGGCAUCCUUCACCAUUGCAACCUGCCAAAUGUUGAAUACUCUAAAGAGGAAGCUCUUUCAGAUACAGAAGAUUUUGAUGAUGAUCUUAAUGGCUUCUCAUCUAAGGCAAGUUCUUGUGAAGGGUUAGAUCCUAGAUUGUCUAUGCCCUCAAUUCGCCCAGGGAUUGUACACAGAUUAGACAAAGGCACGAGUGGGUUGCUAGUUGUGGCCAAGGAUGAACAUUCUCAUAAGAAAUUGUCUGAACAAUUCAAGCUACGCACUAUUAAGAGGGUCUAUAUUAGUCUCACUGCUGGGGUACCUACUCCAGUUGCUGGGCGUGUUGAGGUUCCGGUUGGUCGGGAUCCUAAUAACCGGCUUCGGAUGACCGCUGUUGCUGGAGCAGUUAAUUCUGUGAAGGCUCGUCAUGCUGCUAGUAGGUACAAAGUAAUUGAGAUACUUGCUGGGGGUAGCUGUGCAUUGGUUGAAUGGAAGUUGGAAACAGGACGCACUCAUCAGAUCCGUGCACAUGCCAAGUAUUUGGGUGUACCUCUGCUUGGAGAUGAGGUAUAUGGAGGGACCAAAAGCAUGGUCUUGUCACUGCUACGACCACGAACAACCCCGAGUUUGCAUGGCGAAAUGGUUAAAACAGUUUCUGAGCUAGACAGGCCUUGUCUUCAUGCUUUGACUCUAGGGUUUGAGCAUCCUCAUACAGGGGAACAAGUGCACUUUUCAUGCGAACCCCCUGUAGAUUUUAAUGAGAUUUUGAGCCAGCUUCGUAGAAUUGGCAGGGAUAGGAUUUCUUUAUCAAAGGUUAAAUUUGCAUAA